This is a messenger RNA of Quercus lobata, 861 nucleotides long. RefSeq names its product TMV resistance protein N-like. Gene Ontology annotation, biological process: defense response; signal transduction. The record is from RefSeq and is a predicted model, not a curated record. The transcript is spliced from 2 exons. Bases 1 to 861 code for a protein of 286 amino acids. NCBI's taxonomy places the organism in Eukaryota, Viridiplantae, Streptophyta, Magnoliopsida, Fagales, Fagaceae. Gene Ontology annotation, molecular function: ADP binding.
AUGCAAGAAGGAGGGAGAGUUGACAGUGUUUCCCAUUUUGCUGUGGCCUUUGCUGAACAUGAAAACUGUUUCCAGAAGAAGAAGGUGCAGAUAUGGAGAAAUGCUUUAAGUGACGUGGCCAAGCUCUCUCGAAAGACAUUAACUGAUGCGCCUGAGGGAAAGUUUAUCCAAGAAAUUGUUGAAUGGAUAUUUACUGAAUUGAAAGAUAAACGUUCAAUUGUUUAUGAAGACUGUUUUAUUGGAAUAGGCUCUCGUGUUGAGGAAAUGAAUUCAUUUCUAGAUAUGAAUUCAAAUGACAACCGCUUUAUUGGGAUAUGUGGGAAGAGUGGAAUGGGCAAGACAACUCUUGCAAGUGUCGUUUUUGACAAGAUUCGUAAUCAAUUUGAAGCUUGGAGCUUUCUCGAAAAUGUCAAAGAGGUUUCUGAAGCAUGCGGCUUAGAGACUUUACAAGAGCAACUCCUUUGUGAUAUUAGUAAAGGAGCAUUAAGGGUAAGGGAUGUGACUAAGAGAAUCCAAGUGAUCAGGAAGAUACUAUGUGAUAAAAAGGUACUUAUUGUUGUUGAUGAUGCGAGUGAAAAAAGAUAUUUAGAAGCAUUAGUAGGGAAGAGUUGGUUUGGUCCAAGAAGUAGAAUCAUAGUAAUUACUGAAGAUGAACAUUUGUUGAAAAGCUAUGAAAUUCAGACUAUAUGUAAGGUUGACAGACUAAAUAAUGAUGAAGCUCAUCAACUUUUUAGUCACAAAGCUCAUUGUGAAAUUGAUUUUUGGAAUUUGGUCAAUGAUUUUGUCACUUAUGCUCAGGGCAGUCCUUUGGUUCUUAAAGUUCUGGGUUCCCAUUUGUGUAAAAGAACAAAAAAUGAAUGA